Messenger RNA from Hymenoscyphus albidus, 1122 nucleotides. The record is from the annotation of a GenBank genome assembly. NCBI's taxonomy places the organism in Eukaryota, Fungi, Ascomycota, Leotiomycetes, Helotiales, Helotiaceae.
AUGGCGCUUAGUUCAGGUUCAGUGUCUCUCCUUACAAUCUGCUAUGAUGUUCGCGCCAAGAUCCUCGAGUACGUCCUCAGUAGCCCUCGCAGAAUCCGUCCAAGAUGGCCUCCAGGAUUACAAUAUCCUUAUCAUGAUAUUGUCAGUGUUUCUUUAGCUUGCUGGCAAUUGCACGACGAGGCCAAACCAAUAUUCUACAAGCAAAAUACCUUUUACAUCAACUUUCCAAUCGACUACCGACAAUUUAAUCACAGAACCGGCGACGGCGAUAUACGUGAGUUGAUUUCCCGUUUGAGAAUCAUCAUACAGGGAUGAAUACAGUGAGUUGACCGCUGACACUUCUACAUAGUGCCUGCGUUAAUAAAAUCGACGGAGCCUCGAGCACAGGAGCCACUUAUACAAAAUUGCGCCCUUCUUGCUCUCACGCCGUUCUUUUGGGAGUCAAAUGACUUCUUCGAUCAUUCAAGAGUCUCUACGAGCUCUUGGAUGGAGCUCUCGAUAAAUCACUGUCUUCGCAAUCAGCUGUUUGUACGGAUGGGCAAAUACAAAAGCUUCGAACUUGUCUUCAAGAUGGCACAUUCAUUUAAGCUAUGCGAGGGUCACCUCAAACAUCACCUCAAAUUUCUUUAUAAUAUAACCAAAGAAAGAUACGUGGAGAAAUAUUUCUCGCUAUUUAACACAAAACAGCACAUGUCCGGUGAACAAGCUUGCACCACAAAAAUGAGCGCAGAUAAUAGAGCAAGAUUUGCUUCUCGUGCUUGUUUCCCGUAUAACUCACGUCACCCCGCACGUUCUGCCAGGGAGCAAGAUGCCUUUGUUGAGGAGAAAUUGAAUCUUGGCUUCAUCAUGCGUCAUGUCUUGGGGAUAGACUUUACCAUUUCUUGGGAUUCUUUUCAGUGGAACGGACCGCCGCAACAGGAGGGCACUGCAAAGAGAAUCGGAUGCGACUGGGCCAGACUUGAUUGGCUAAUUCAGUUUCAUUUAACAUUUGGUCAGGGCGACGUGAGUGCUCGUAAACGCUUGGGUUGGCUGCUCUACAUGGGGCACAGCGAUGUAAGAAAUUUGCGGGAGGGAUUAGCCAAAGGUCGUAAAAAACCGAUAGAUAUGCCUAGCUCUGUGUAG